ACAAUGAUCAUAACAAAAUUUGUCUAUUUUUUGACGUAGUACAUUUAUUCAUUUCCGCAUUAAUUGUUUUCAUCACGUUUUUUUGAAGUUGAAAAUUAUUUGUUGCAAGUUGAGCAAAACGUCAUAAUAGGUCAUUUCGUUCAUGUUUCCAAAGUACUACCGACCUCCAGGGUCAAAAUUAUAUUUAGGCUCGUAGAUUUUUGAAAAUGUAUUUUGCCCCUUCAAUUUUGAAGAUAGGUCACACCUACUCAUGACCUUUUUUCUUAAAGUUAUUAGUGGUACCCGGUCGUAUCCAAAUCUGAAGUUUGUUCCACCACUCCCUGGACAUCCUGUAUAAUAGGUACUACUGCUGACCAAUACUCUGCCAGUAACUAAAAAUUAUGUGUGAGAGUGCUCAAUACGGUUGAAUCCUGAGGUAUUCGGUGAUGAAGGGAGUCGAGGGAAAGAGAGAUAGCGGUGUAGGAACGAUGGUAGAAAAGGUAGAAAGAUGGAAAACGCGAGUGUAAGAUAGAUUGAGAGUGAGAUGACUGGUUUGCGAGACUAUAUUGGUUCCCUAGCUUGACCUUGAAAAGCAUCAGCAUCUGGUUCUGUUUCCUUUAUUAUUCGUUCAGUGUCGCAACGUCACAGUGACGUCACUUGACGGACAGCAGUGCUGCUGUGCUGUGAUUGGCUGAAAUCAUUCAUUUUGCAUCAAAGAUGGCCGACCGAUUUCAUCUGAGCGAAGCGCGUAUAUGGAUUCCUUACUUGGAAACUGGUCAUGCUGAAAAAUACGCCUCUCUGAUUGGCUGUAGGAAGGAACGCGCUACGCUGUUAUCAGUUAUCAGUUACAUACGCGAUUACCAAUAAUUAAUAAAUUACCUAUAAUAAUAAUACAAUUUUAAAUUUGCAAGACUUUUAUUGUACAUAUAUAUAUUGGCACAUUUGAAAGAGUUUUCAUAUCUAUCAAUUUAAUUGAACAAAAACCAUUUGCCGGUGAUUUGCUUUAGCUAAAUGUAUUUAGUGAAUCAACAGUUCAACACAAAUGUAAUGCAAUAAGCGAGAUUCACAUCCUAACCUAAUGUGUAAAUGUGUAAUGUACUUGUAAAAUAUGGUCACUACUCCCAAGUCCAAACUUUACACUAAUUCACACUCAAUAUCAAAUAUCAAAAUCCGCCUUAUCACACGCAUUUGCUCGCUGCAUUACGUACAUUAUACUAUACUUGAAUAAGGCCAAAGAUGUGUUUAUUUCACCAGGAAACAAAUACUAAUUUGACAUCACAACUUCCUCGCGAAAGUUGAUAAGUAACAUGUCUUGUCAAUAUGUGCAAAUAACAAGGGCUGUCCAAGAAUUUUUCUAUAUCGACUCCGUUAUUUAAAAUAAAAUUAGCACAUUGUGUUUGCGUUCCUUUUUCAAAAAAAAAAAAAUCCUCUAUUCUUUAAUGUUAAUAUUUCAAGUAACACAUUUUGACAUUUUUCAUCGAUUUUUGGAAUUAGGAAAAAAAAACAUGAAUAAUUAAUUAUUAUUAUUAUUAUUAUUAUUAUUAUUAUUUGCGUUAAUUGCGUUUCACUUCACACUUCACAAACGCGCGAUGAUAACAUGCAAAAUGCUAACUCCUUAGAAAACGCCCACUGGCAUUUUGGCCAAUCAUAAGGCAGUAUUUUGUAGCAUGACCAGUUUCCAAGUAAGGAAUCCAUAUACGCGAGUGGGCGCUAUUGAAAUACACUUCACUUCUUUCUUCUGUCUACUUGUAUAGUGUGUACUACGUGUAUGUAAUCAACUUCGCUGUUGUUAUUUUUAUUGAUAAAUGAUCAAAAAAUUGUUAUCGAAGUGAAUCAAUUGUAGGUAUAUUUAAUGCAGUUCUGAAAGUCACCCACAAUGGAUUCCGGAGGAAUGCACGAAUCGCAAGUUCAAAAUGAAAUACCCUCGGAUGAGUUUGUGCUGCAUCCCAGAUUGCCAAGCUUACAAGAGAUGGCGUACAAUCAAAUAGCCAUCGCAGUGUGGUAUAGAUACAGUUUAACUCCAAGCCAACGACAACGCUAUGAAGGAUUUCAUCAUGAUGAUUGGGCGACUAUGAAACUAGAACUAAUGGAUUGCGAUAAACUGAUAAAAACAUUGGCAAUACCUCGACUCACGAAAGAAAACUUGAAAAAAUAUGUAAAGAGAGUUCGCGAACAAACAAUUAGUUGCACCGUAUACUUCAGAUACAAAUUAUUAUCAGGAAAUUUGGAGGAGUAUAGAAUACCUCAAGUUGAUUGGGAGUAUUUUGUGUGGCGUCCAGAUGGUAAAAUCAAUUUUAAAAGCACUGCCAUUAAAAUGCUACAUUCGGGCGUGUUGACUGAGGUGCAGAAGUUCGCCAUAAUGUGCAAUUUCUGCCUGGAAAAUGAGAUCAAAAUCUUCGAUCUGAAACGCCUUCCUAUGGAAACCUUCAUCUCAAAAGUAAUUAGAGACCGUGAUCCGUUAUUUUUGCACUGGUUCUGCUACCUGGAGAACGAAUCAUACAGAAUUACACCACACCCAUCCUUUCGUUCAUAUGGUAAUCAUUUUUUCUGGAAUAGUUUGAGUGCUGAAGAUCAAGUACCGUUUAUGAGUGACCGAUUACGUACAUUCGAGCGUUCUUACUGGCAUGAUAGCUGGUUUUACAACAUGUCUCAUGAUGAAUUAACAAAUUUACUGUUCCAUCAACCGGUUCCUGUGAUAUUAGUUUUUAUCAAAAAAAUAGAAAUGCUUGAGUGGGCAAUUAUGGCUUGGAAGCGGUGUAAACAUAGGAUAUCUAAUGAGCAAUUCGUCGAGUUGUUGCACAGCCUACUUGAUCGGUCUUACCUUUUUCGUAUCCAUAAACAAGAGCACAAAAUGAGUGUUUUAUUGGAAAUCUGGAAUACGGCCAACGAUCACCAUAAGAAUUAUGCUGCUAGACAGGCAAGAUUAGGAGAAGCUGUCCUCAAUCUACUGGCUGCAGAUCCUGAUACACGUGUCUGGAAAAAACUAGCACCCAGUUGUUUCAAGUUUCUACUGAAAUUUUUAUCUUUGACCAGUGCGGAUUUCAGGAAAAAUCUGAUUCCCCGAGGUGACCUCUCAUUUAUUUUUUAUUUUGAUUUCCACGUGGUACACGAAAUAUUUGAGUUAUGCUUACCAAAUUCCCAAGGUAAGACGGAAUUGAAAAUUAAUGAUCCGAGUAACUACAGAAUUCGUCCUUAUUUUUGUAAAAUUUUAUACACUGUCGAAGAUCGGGAUGAAUUGAAUAGAAGAUUGUUGCGUUCCGUUCAAAACUUGAAUAUUCCUUCAAAAGAUAUUCUGCAAAAAUUCAUCGAGUCAUUGAUUGUAGCCAAUAAAAGAGAAUACAAAACUCAUUAUCCCUAUAAUAGCAAUGAUGAAUCUGAUUUUCUCGGAUUGAGUAAAUUCAUUAACAAAAUUCUGCAAGAAAAUGUAUCUACAGUGUUGAAAAUGAAAGAAUCGUACUUUGCUUCAUUAAUUUCUGCCACCAGUGAUCCGUAUGAACGCUACUGUAGUUUGAAUGAACUGAGCAUACUCAUUGAGCAGGAGUUUGUACAUGAACAUCAACAAGUAUUAAAACACCGAUUAGUUAAAAUACUCCAAAAAACAAGUGUUGAACGAUGGGUUUGGAUUAUGCAGUAUUAUGGAAUUUACAAACGUGUUUUUUCGUGGUGCUUUGAAAAUGACGAAAAAAUGUUUCUGCAAGUUAAACGUUGCAUACCAAUUAAACAUAUUAUUCGUGAUGUUUCUAAUAGAACUGCGCGGGGAUUCGCGUCUUUCAUUAUCUUGAAGAGAUUUCUGUUGUGGUACUUCUCCGAUAUGGAGGAAGAAUUUAUAUCUUUUAAAUUAGGUAUGAGGAAUGAUUACUUGGAGAGAUUUCUGGAGUGGUACUUCGUCGGUGUACAGAAAGAAAUGCUAUCUUUUAAACCACGUAUCCUGAUGAAUCGUUCUGAUCAAGUAUUAGAACUCGUACAGGAAUUGGACAAGCAGCUUCCUAGAAAAUUUUUGCAGUGGAUGGGCCACCCUGUUGAUCUCCGUUUUAAAAUAAGUACCUAUGACAUCGUAUCUUUUUUAUUUUUCAUUUGUUUUGCUAUUUUUGCCGUAGUAUAUGUUCACCCUUAAGCUAAUAUAUUCAUAGGUACCUAUACAUAAUGUCUUUAGCUCAUAAGUAUAUUAUGUUCUGUGAUAUAAGGCGUUUCAAUUUGUUAGACAUCGACGUAUGUAUCUGUAAAAUUCUAAUUUCAAAAGCAUCUA
This is a messenger RNA of Planococcus citri (citrus mealybug), 4225 nucleotides long. RefSeq lists its product as uncharacterized. The record is from RefSeq and is a predicted model, not a curated record. NCBI's taxonomy places the organism in Eukaryota, Metazoa, Arthropoda, Insecta, Hemiptera, Pseudococcidae. The transcript has 2 exons. Bases 1856 to 4093 code for a protein of 745 amino acids.